This is a messenger RNA of Nymphaea colorata (pocket water lily), 2148 nucleotides long. RefSeq lists its product as uncharacterized. The record is from RefSeq and is a predicted model, not a curated record. Lineage: Eukaryota; Viridiplantae; Streptophyta; Magnoliopsida; Nymphaeales; Nymphaeaceae. Bases 131 to 1549 code for a protein of 472 amino acids. The transcript is spliced from 4 exons.
GGAACAACACCUGUUCCUUCUCGUCCCUCUCUGUUUCUCUCCUCAGACGCCGGAUUUUUCCCAUUCUCCUCUCUAGGGAGGAUCCAGUCAAUUUAACGUUAGAAGUUGGGAAGUCGUUGCCCUCGUGCCAAUGGUUUCAGCAACGAGAAGCAAUAGGUUUCGGCGGCUCUGGAGGAAGAUUAGAAAUGCCAGGGUCUCUGUUCGAUUUACUAUGGUGGAUGAAGAGGCGAAAAAAACACCAACUUCAGGCGAGAAGUUAAUAGCAGGAGGAGAUCAUGGGAAGGAGAUUCGAAAUUCUAUUCCCAUAUCAGACUCUUCAUCUGAAGAAUUCAUUCAACUCGAAGCAAGUGACUUGGGAAGUCCUUCUAGAACCUUGGAUUCAGGCAAGGCAAACAUGGAAGUGCUACCUCAAUCAGAGGAGCCAAUCGAUUCAGACCAGAAAGGUGGUAGUGAUGGUGGCAGGAAAAACAGUUCUAAGACAAACUCUGACAGUGUGCAGCUCAUUACUGGCAAUCAGCGCGAUGGAGGUGAUGAACUAUCUGUAUCAAUUGAAGCUGGAAAUGUCCUGAAUGAUAAUCCGUCAACAUCGAGUAGCUCUUCUCUUUCUCCAGUUGAUGUCAAUGUUGAGGACAAAACUUCCACGGGCUUCAAAGUUGAAAAUGGUGAACUUGUGGUUCAGACAAGUGCAGAAGAAAGUUACAUGAUUAAAUCAGAGCUGCCACAUGAAGCAAACCACCUUAUAGUCGAGCAUAAAGAUGUCUUGCAAACGGAUAAUCAUAGCAGCUACCUGGGUUUUGCGGAACAAUCUCACCUGUGCCAAGCAAUUAGUGAAGCAGAGACUUAUGACCCAGGUCGAAUUCCAUCAUCGGUCUUCUCAAGGCAUCAGAGCUCGAUGGAUGUGGAGUGGAGUGUAGCUUCUAAUGAGUCAAUGUUUAGCAUCCAAGUUGGAAGUGCAAGUUUCUCAAGGGACCAUGUCUUUAAUUUUAGCAAGUCUGGUGACCUAAAUGGUCUUAUUUCUGGUCCUGGCCACAGCAUUACACCUGAAAAAGAUACAGCAUCAGGGGAUCAGAGCCCUGAUAUUUGUUCUGAUCAAAAUGCUGCUCCUGCUGCAAUUGUGCCGGAAACAUUUCAUGAUGACAUUGAAUCUGAAAAGGCUUCGCCAAUAGGGGAACAGCAGCCAGAAGUACAUGCUAUUUCAAGUCCUGAACAUGCUCCACUUCUCCAAGAAAAUAUUGUGGGAGGAGGAACCCUUCCAACGACUCUAGCUGUUCCUCGUACCACUAGCAUGGCACGCCCCUCUGAUUCCAGUGGUGCCAGCAUCCAGUCCUUUGCAUUUCCAAUGACAUCUCAUCGCCGCAAGAAAUGGGAACUCAAACUUCUGACUUGUGCAAAUUUUUUUUCCAAUAGUUUGACAGCAGGUAGUAAGAAUCCAUCUCUCAAGGUACAAGAUGAAGCUCCCGUCCCUCCUCCUUCACUUCCUCAAGUGAAACCCAUGGAGCAACGUGGUUGGUGGUGUUGCUGGAAGUAUUCUUGGCCAGCAUGUUGCUGAGCCAACAGAUCGUUCAUGCCGUGACAGUUUUCUACAGGAUUACUUACUGAAAGAGAUAGAUUCGCUGAAACAAUGGACAAAGACCAUAAAGAUUGACAUGCUUCACUUGUGGGUUCUUCGUCCAUGAAAAGCAUAGCAUUGGAUGGCUCGGGUCAUUGCUUUCAGGCAGAAAAGACCAUGACAAUUGACAAACUUCAUUCCAAAAUGAAAAGCUUAGCAUGGGAUGCCUCAGCUCAUCGAUCACAACUAGCAUGAGUUUUCUGUUGCUUGAUACUGUGUGAAGCCGGGAAUUGCUGCAGUAUGUGUUACAUGUAGAGAUAUAUGGAAGUUCAAACUUACCAGUUACCAGAAUGAGGAGGAAAUAGCAUUUCUAUACUGGAUUCUGAAAGUGCUGCUGUUUCCACUAUGAUAUGGUUGGUUUGCCCCAAAUUGGUACAUGGGAAUAUGGAGAAAAUUUUUUUUCCUCUGUUGUUGCCCAUAGAUCUUGUACAUCCUGUGAAGAUUCUUUAUUUAGUUUAAAAUUUGUCUGGUCAAGGUUCUCAAACCUUUUCUUGUUCCCACAUUGUGCUUGUACAAUUUAUCCAAACAUAUACAUGAUC